AGUAAGAGAGCAGUCACAUUUCACAACAUGGCGGCAGGCUGACUCCAAAGCCUCGGCUGUUUUCGCUUUAAAAGUGUGAUUUUUUACCUGAUCAACCCUUAAAUCUAACCCAAAAACAACUCCAAUCGCCCAAGGAUAUCGCCCGGAAUACAGCCUGACUUUAAAGAUACGCCCGUAGCUGCUAGUACAUAGCUGCAUACUGUCACCAAUAUCUGUGCGGUAACAAGCAAGAAGUCAACGGAUAUCAGAGAAGACACAGCAAAAUCUUCACCAGACCAAUGAAUACUAUGAUGAUUAGCUCUUUGAGAAGACGCCGGGAAGCAGUUAUUUGUGUUUAUGCAAACUGAAGUUUCUGCUGGAGACAGACAAACAAACAGAGAUGGGAACAACGGAGCCCAUACACGGGGUAUUGGACGAUGGAGGGGAGAACACAGUGUUGGUCAGGGUCGCCAUACCUGACAGACACAUACAGAAGUGCUUCCGUUUCCGGACAGAUGACACAGUGUGGGCGGCCAAGCAGAUGGUCCUGACACAGUUAGAUAGGAGGGAAAUGGCCCUCCAUGAUGGAGUAAACUACGGGUUCUUCCUGCCGCCGGAAAAUGGGAGAGCGGGGAAGUUCCUGGACGAGGGAAGACUGUUUGAUGAGUAUCCGCUGAAGGGACCCAUAGGGUACUUAGAGUUCAAGUACAAGCGGCGGGUGUACAUGGCCAUCGACAUUGAUGAGAAGGGCCUGCAGAGGCUGCACACGCGCGCUAACCUGCGCCGCUUUCUGGAACACGUCCGCUGUCGAGCGUUGGACAAAGUCUGCCGCCUGCUGAAGAAAGGGCUGGACCCCAACUUUCACGACCCGGAGAAGGGAGAAACUCCCCUGACCACGGCAGCCAUGUUGGAGGGGAGUAAAGACAUGAUAGUGACCCUGGUGGAGGGGGGAGCACACAAGGACUUCAGGGCCAAGGAUGGCAUGACUCCUCUCCACAGGGCCGCGCGCAGGGGCAACUACAGAGCUCUCAAGUCGUUGUUGGAGCUCGGCUCCUCGCCUGACUACAAGGAUGCCCGUAACCUGACCAGCCUGUACCAUUGCUGCAUGGUGGGGGGGAACCCCACGUGCUGUGAGAUCCUGUUACACAACCAUGCUGACCCCCACGUGACAGAUGAACAGGGCUGGCAACCUAUGCAUCAGGCCUGUCGACACGGCCACGUGCAGCACCUGGAACACCUGCUGUUCUACGGAGCAGACCACACGGCGCAGAACGCUUCCGGAAACACGCCGCUGCACAUCUGCGCACUGUACAAUCAGGAACCCUGUACUCGAGUCCUGUUGUUUAGAGGGGCCAGAAGAGACAUUAAAAACUACUCCAACCAAACACCAUUCCAGGUUGCUGCAGUAGCAGGUAACUUUGACCUCGGAGAAAUCAUCAAAAAACACGAAAGCCAGGAUGUUGUACAAUUCAGGGAGACUCCAAAGUACAACAACCGGCGGCGUGCGUCCGUAGCGCUGUCCAAACACCUGGGAAUUCUGCAUCGCACCAGAAGCUGCGGGACCUUGGACCUCUCAAACCUCCGCUCCAUCUCCCCCUCCCCCUCCAUGACCAGUCUUCAGAGCCUGGGGACCAUGUCCUUACAAUCCUCACUGAACAUGGCACCACAUUCCCAACACCAUCACUCGAAUGGUACCCCCGCCAUGUCGGUGUCAUCCACUAAUUCGUCGCCAGCAAAUUCGCAGCCGUCUACCCCAACGCCUGGAAGCCCAGUCACUAGUAACAGGAGUGCAACUCUGAACAGAGAGGAACUGGAAAAUGUGAAGAAGAGGAUGUACACAGCCCUGCCUGGGAGACAGUUUGUAGCCGUGAAGAAGUAUGUUCCACGGGAGGUCGGGGAGCUGGCACUGGCAAAGGGAGACAAAGUCACAGUUCUUGGGAUCGGUGAGCAAGGCUUCUGGGAAGGGCGUGUGGGGUCGAACGAAGGCUGGUUCCCUUCCGACUGUGUGGAGGAGGUGUCCAACAAACCUACCACAGUGAGGAAAGUCAAACGGAGAGCAGCUGGGGUGAAGGCACUGAGGGAGCAACGGAUGCAAAGGGCUAAAACUGCACCUGCCAUUCCCAUGGAGAACAGUUAUAACAAACCCAGGACGGCUGUCCUGAAGAGGGACCAGCAUGGAUUUGGCUUCGUGCUACGAGGAGCAAAAACCCCACGGAAUGGGGAAGAGGCCCUGAACCCGAAUGUGCCUUUCACCCCGACACUGGCCCACCCUGCCCUGCAGUACAUGGAGAGUAUCGACCCUAACAGUGUAGCUGAGAGGGCCGGGUUAAAAAAGGGAGACUUCUUACUCCAGAUCAAUGGCGAGGACGUCCGUCGCUUCACACAUGCACAAGUUGUGGAGCUGAUCCGUGACUCGCGUGACGUGGUGGUGAUGACAGUCGUGACGGUGGAUCCGGAGCUGCGAGCAGCGCUGCAGAGACAGAAGGAGGCUCAGAAACGCAUCAGUAUCGCCGUCAGCUCACCCAGGGACGAGGACGAGAUCGUGGACCUGAGAAGAGAUGACUCAAUCGCCAAGGAAUUCCCAGGGAGCGCCGACGGUGGCGGCAACAACGGCGGCGGGGGAAAGUCGCCGAACGUGACAAAAGCGAGAGCCACGUCCAUGGUCGCAGAGAUGACGAUUGGUGACAAAGAUCUGGAAAACUUGCAGACGCAGCUGGCACGGAGAGGGUCACUAAACAACAUGGAGGGCACGCGGACAGCCACGCUACGGUCACGACCGUCCAGUAAGAGAGUGACCACAGCCGAGCUGGAAGACUUAUUCCAGCGUCAAGACUCAGACUACCAGUCCCCUAGAGCACUAGGUAUCCAGCCCAGUGACGCUACAUCAGAGUACCAGUCCCCUCGGACCAUGGGCGUGGGGAAAGCCGUGCCAGUACCGACUGUGCCGCGGGGGAAAGCAGUACCGGUGCCGGUGGUCCCCAACGCGGCGAUGCCCCCCCUGCCUCCCAAGCAGAGGCCGCAGAGUGCACGAGAGAAGAUCGCCACCCCUCGGGCAGCCCCGGAGGUUGAAGACACCACAGUUGGAAACAUUGUCGUAGAGAAAAUAAGAAAGGACUCCAUAAGUUCUAGUACAGACUCGAAUAGUUUGUCUAACGUAUCAGAUUCUGCGCCGACUACGCCGACCACACCAAAUUACAGCGAGAUCACUGUUUCGUUUGACUCGCAGUCUUCAGUACGGAGAAAACUCAUUCCCCCUCCCAAACCCUCACACCCGCCACCCCCUCCGCCACGUACUGUGUCGUCUUCAUUCCGAACGGAGGCCGUCGAAACGAAAGCAACAACGAUGCCCGCGUCGUAUCAAGACCCCAACCUGCACCAUCAGAUCAAGAUGGCCAUCUUGAACCGACAGGACAGUACGCAGAGUUUACACGUGCCGCAGGAACAACGUCGUGUUCCCGACAUGAUGAGAAGUAACUCUGUGGGCGGCAUCGAGCCAAAGGAAGUGGUGAACCAGAGAGCAGCGUUACAAAGGCGAGUUCAUUCAGUAACAUUCGACGGGACGUAUCAGGUUAGAGAAAUUGACGUGUACAACGAUGGACAGAAUGAACCGCCAUACAGAACAGGCGGAUAUCAGCCACCAAACUCGGAUGAUAGACACUUGGUGAGGGUAGAAGGGCAGAUGGAGAGCAGGCCGAUUGUACGUAGGGAUGUCAGCAGGACUGAACGUGUGGAGCAGAGUCCCAGGACCAAGAGAGAGAGCGUGAAGGCAACGGAACAGUUGAGAGGGAAGCUAGAGAGAACGGAGCGAAGGGAAGAAACGGAAACUGAGUCAGACUCAGAGGAAGGAAAGACAGGUUUGGCGCUGGAGCUCGCCAGAGCGGUUAAGGCACGCAAACAGAAGGAGAAGCUGAGCGUAAGAGACCAAAGGCAAGACGGGAAUGCAAGUCCUAAGCAGGUGGAACCGAUGAAGAAGAAGGAGAUAGCAUGUAAGCUGGAGGCACAGUUACAGAGACAUACUAGUACAGACGCACUGCCUCCGACACAGCCCAAGUCCACCAGUCCCUCGGUGCAGAACAAAGUUGGUGCGUACAGAGCUCAGGUUGUGGUGAAUCACUCCACCGACGAUCUCAGGAGAAGCCCUGGAGCUGCGCAGCAUCCUGACUCACCAAGGAGUCGGCAGCCCAUAUCUAUGUACGACCAGGAGGAACACAACCCAGACUCAAGCUCGCCAUUGGCCAUCGCACUCGCUGCCAGGGCCCGAUACGAGAGGUCUUCAAAUGAGCACUUGGAUCAGGUGGAGGGGGCCACCGGUGAUGCCGCUUACGAGGAAAGGGCGGCUCACCUAACACCCAUACGGGACUGGUACUUUGAAAACGAAGAGUAUGUUGACAUGAGUCCAGACAUGAACUAUGACACAGACCUCGCACUUGCACUAGAGAAACGCAGGUCGGAGAUUGGGGAGCUAGAGGGUGUUCCCGCGUACAACGUUGGAAUCGAAGAGAAGAUCGAAAGACACCGCCAGGCGGCAACAAGAGGCGAGCAGUCCAACUCAAACGCAGCGCUCAUCCAAGCGAUGGCUGCCAGGAGGGCACGCAUGGCCGGAGGUGACAUGGACAAUAACGAUGACCUUCCCUUGCCCUUUGACCUCCCACCCCCAGUCAUGCCAGAAGAGUUACUGGCGGCGGCUGAGGGGUUAACGUUUGACGAACCACUCCCUCCUCCACCCGAGUUUUCCGAGAGCGAUCAGAAAACAAACUAUUCUAGCCCGGCGCACGACACCCAUGCUUAUUACACCUCAGAUUAUGCGACUUACGCCCCGAAUGGGCACCGGAUGGAAGGGCGGGGAUACUCGGGCCCGGAGCGUAUUUACGACAAACCGAUGCGGUACCCUCGCGACGAAGAACACAGCGUCGACUCGGGACACGCUGAAGGUUCUGGCGACACUGAUCCUAUGACCUUUGACCCUCACUGCGAAACGAUUAGCACGAUCUCAACGGUGUCCUCCAUGUCGACCCUUUCCACGUUUUCCAGCGACAGUGGGUUCGAUCCCCACCCCACGCUGCGUACAAAACCCCCCACCCCUCCCAAACCUCCCCAGCAUAAGGUCGAGAAACGACGCGUAUCCUUUGGGCCCAAACCGUCGUCCCCUCACGACAGACCGUCACACGGGAAAAUGUCCAGCUUUUCUAGCGGGGGAUCUAGAGAAGCGACACCAACAAAUGAGUUAAAUCAAGACACUAGAGGACACGGGUUCUACCCGUCAGGUUUCCAUUCAGAGGCUUAAAACAACUUCCCUCUCAUAGCGGAAGUAUCGCACCAUACCCUUUCUAGUCCCAAACAUAUCCUGUGGGUUGAAUAGAUUUGAAUCCACCUAUCAAAUUCAAAAGAGAGCUACCCCAGACAUUUUGAUGCUCACAUUGUAUUACUGUAAAGUAAGCCCCUAAUUACAGAAGUGUUUCAAGGGACCUCUAUAUUAUUGGUGCCUAAUUAAUGUAUAAUGUACAUGGUUUACAAGGUUUGAUUUUUCACUUAUGUCUGCUAAUACUUUCCAAAUAACUGUACUAGAAACUCACAGCCAGAAAAGACUGUCACUGCCACUGAAGAUAGAUACUUUCUAUACCUUGUUCUCAGUCAACUGUGAGAAUUAGUGGCUAACAAAGCUCAUGGCUUUAUGACUAAAUAGUAAAGCUACAGUUUUGUAUACUGUACUUACGUGUAUGCAGGCAAUACAAGCUGCUGGCUUCAAGAUGGCUUCCACCUACUCACUCACACGAUUACAGACUGACUCUGAAUCAGCAGCGCAAUGUGAUGCUAGGUUUCCUACUCCAGUGUGAAUUUUCUGUGCCACUUGGACAGUUCCUCAGCUGACUACUGACAGGUAUUCUUGAGUGUGUCCAAGCCGUCCUGUCAUAGUCAGCACAAGAAUGUAUGUGGCACGGAACGUCUUCUGAACAUGGGUUUUUGUCCUAUGUUCCAGUCGGCCAUAGUUGCCAUGGUUACAUGGCCAGAGGCAGGUGGCAGCCAUCUUGAAAUACGAGAAUGCGGUGACUUUGAUGGCCAGUUGAACUCCUGUACCAUUAUUUAUCAUUAGGACUUACUAGUAUUGGAUAGAGCACAUCUCAGUUCAUAUUCUAGGGCAGGGAUGUAUUGGAACAUAUCUUGCCAUACCAAAGAGUACUGUUAGUAGUAGUCUCCCAAUCUUACACUGUGUCAGUGUCCAGCAUAUCUAUGGAAGUUGCUGAAAUAGCAGCAUUUCACUUGUACAUGUUUGAAAGAUGUUUCAGAGGAUUGAUUUUUUUCCUUUAUCUUAUUUUACGUUACAAAAGUCUGAAGUUAUUAACAAGUUGCAUGCCUACAAACUUUAUGUUGCAGAUGACUUGUGUACGUCUCAUAGCCGCAUUUUCGGUGUUACACCGACUUGUCACCUUGUAAAAACUAUGCAGAAAUACUCCGAUGCAUGGUCGCAGUAGAGGUAGCAAACAGCAAAAGAAAUGAUGUGUUGCAACUAGAGUUAUUUUCUAAAUCUCAAACAGUUCUUAAGAAAAAUCACGACUCAAAGAGCAUGUAUACUUGUCACUUUAUUACUGAAGAAUCGUGGGAUAUAUGAUGGAUUGACCAAUGGAAGUAUGGCAUGGAACUGUCCAAUCAGAGAGGACUUGAGAUUGGCCAAUCAGGUAUGAGGAAUGAACUAUUGGCCAAUCAGGAAAGAAUAUAGUUGGCGCUUAUAGAUGGAGAAUAUGCUUGAUUAAGAGAAUGUGUAAACCUUCAUAUGGGAUAAAAUAGUACUAGUGCUGUGCACUUUGUCGUCAAAGGUGGCACAACUUAAUAAUAAUUUAAGACAAAAAAAUUGGUACAACCUUUUGUACAAACGUAACAUACUAUCUUGUGAAGUACUUGAUACAGUUCCGAUGAUGAUAAGACAAGUUUUCUGUUUGACACUUGUACAUAGAUUCAGCUCUAUUUAUCAACACUUUUGUUUGUUCUUGCUAAGAGGAGUGCCCAUACCUGACUUAAGUAUACUCAUAUUAUUGCCUAUAAAACAAGCAUUUCUGUUAACAUUGUGAGAUAUGUGUAUGAUAUGAUACUUAUCCAUAUAGUGUAUUUUUCACAAAAAGUCAACUGAGGGUGUUAAGACCAGACAGCUCACAUGGAUUGUGCUUUUGUCCUGUUUGUAUAUUAGGAGGAAUCUUUUCUCAGCUCUGCCUAACACUACUAGAUGCAGUGUACAGAGGGUCUAUUUUACUGAAUAAAAGGAGUUGACUUGAA
Molecule: messenger RNA, 7245 nt
Organism: Branchiostoma belcheri (Belcher's lancelet)
Lineage: Eukaryota; Metazoa; Chordata; Leptocardii; Amphioxiformes; Branchiostomatidae
Product: SH3 and multiple ankyrin repeat domains protein 3-like
Exons: 24
Coding region: 380-5263 (1627 amino acids)
Cellular component (GO): dendritic spine; postsynaptic membrane; postsynaptic density
Molecular function (GO): synaptic receptor adaptor activity; ionotropic glutamate receptor binding
Source: RefSeq, a predicted model, not a curated record